This is a messenger RNA of Pomacea canaliculata, 4292 nucleotides long. RefSeq names its product ficolin-1-B-like. Bases 2121 to 3617 code for a protein of 498 amino acids. The transcript is spliced from 9 exons. NCBI's taxonomy places the organism in Eukaryota, Metazoa, Mollusca, Gastropoda, Architaenioglossa, Ampullariidae. The record is from RefSeq and is a predicted model, not a curated record.
GAUUGUGAAAACUGUUUUUACCAGCAGCUCACCAGGAUUCUAAAUGAUGAGUCAGAAUAGCAAACACUUUUUGUUUAUAUUUUUAUGUCUGGAGACAGCAAGGUGUCUAGUUUGAAAAUCUAACAAGCUAUCAGCUCCAUCUUCCUCUACAUUGUAAGUGAAGCUACAUUACAUACAAGACUGCAUGUCCUGACUCUUGCACAUCCAUAAACAUAUUAAGAUGACAUGUGAGAUUGUACAGCUGACAGUAAACUUUUAUCAUGCAAUAGUAGCAGUUUUGGGAAACCGGGUGGACAAUAAAACCCAUACACAUUAGAGCCCGAGGUCCCCCAGUGUCACACACUCAUCGGAGACACAUGGCGAUGGCAAUGGCGAAGAAGACAGACCACACGACCUCAUGGUAGGUACGAUAGAUGUUUGUCAACGGUAGCAAGCAGAUUAUUGCUUAUUGUUAUCACGCGAUGGAUAUUCCACAAUUUCACAAAAAUACAAAAAGAUUCCCAACUGCUCCUCUAUCAGAAUAAAACUGUUGAAGACGCCGCAAGCAGGUCCUUAACCUUUCUGUACCUGGUUGACCUCUUUAUACGAGACCACAACUCAGAUUCUUGGUCAGUAAACUUGUCAGUCAGGUCAAAGAAGUUGCCCUUGUGUUUGUGUGUGUGACCAGUUAUUUUAUCAGUCAGUGUGUAGCAGUCAGCGGUAUGAAGACGGGGGUAGCAUACAGUAUGUGAGUGAUGUCUCGUCACACCUCCCGGUGCACUUUGCCCUCUUGUGAUGAUGUGAUGCUCUCGGCUGUGUUGAGGUCUGUUGACACCUCGACCGUGCACAUGGACAUCCUGUCAGUAGCAACACUUUUAAAGACCACGAGAAGGUGGUCAACAUGUGGACAACAAUGACAACCCUGAUACUUCUCUGUGUGCUUUCUUGCCUUCAUGCUCAGAACAGCGGCAGCGCCCCCUCACAGCAAGUCCAGCUACAAUCCAAUGGCAUGGACUACGCGCUGUUUGGCUACGACAGUCUCAAGGGAUGCCCUUUGACACUAGGAUAUCACCCGGGCUUUACCUUUCCCAUCUUUUCUGCACAAAGUCACGUGACCGGAGGCAAUGGCGGGCCAUGUGGUGUGGUUCUGUCCCCGGAGGUGUCGUGUGUCACGUCGUUUACGUCGACGGUGGUGGAGACGCCGUACGAACUGACCAAGCUGAUGGCUGUCACCGCACACCUGGAUGCCGAUAAGUGGGGGCCUCCCUUCUCGGCCAGCCAAGACUUUCAAAAGUUCUCCGCGGAACUGAAACAAAAUGUCCUGGUCUUUUCAACAGCUGUGUGCGGUAUCUAUCACGUGAAGCUGUUGCUCUCGGAACCGCCAUCUUUUCAUUCAUCGUUCGUGGAGUGGAUCAUCAAGCUCAACAACACCAAUGACGAGGACAUGUACCUGAAGUUCCUUGACACCUACGGCACCCACUUUGUGUCACGGGCUCGCUUUGGGGCCUCGAUAACGGUCGUGCACAAGAUGGAGGAUAAGGUGUAUCGGCGCCUCACGGAGGGUCACGUGACGUCAGCUGCCAGCUACGUGGCUGCGGCGCUAUUUGGACAACCCCAGACCUCGACCUCUGAUCAACAAAAGGCAGCAAACGAAUUUCAAAAUGAAGUGGAGACAACAACGAUUGCUGUCGGUGUUUCUCUACCUUACGCAGGUAACAGCCUGACUUGGGUCACAGCAGCGAAAGGUCAACCCUCCGCCAUCGACUAUGACCUGACCUCUGUGGAGGUUCUCUUCUCAGACACUCUCAUGGGUAACUCGAGUCUCAUCGGCAGUCAUGGUAUUGACCACGUCAGGAUCAGGAACAACAUCGUGGCUGUCAAGACAAAGUACUGUUGGACUUUAAAGAGACAAGACCUGACAGGUGAGUGUGAAGGUAGUGAAGGUAAGACACUGCUCUCCACAAAGUUGAUGGGUAAGUCGGAACACAGAGCCGCUAAGUCCGCUGACCAGUGUGUCGAGGGAUGCUACCAGCUUCUGAGAUGCGUGGCUGUGAGUUUUUGUCGUGAGUGUGGGCAGACAAACCUCAGCAACAACUGUCAGGUGUUUAGUGCUGGCGACAUCCAGAGAGCAGUGAGCGACCAUGUGGAACACAACCAUCUUAGUUCACAAACUGGAGACUUUUGUAAAACUACAAAACACCACGGUGGUUGUCAACUCUAGUUCUCAGUCUACCAUCUCUACUGUCACCUCCGCACAGGACUGCUUCCCAUCUUGCAUUGAAGAUGCCACGUGCUUGGUCUUCACCUUGAUUGACACCUCUGGGUCCUUACUUACCUGCACGCGCCACACAGACUCGCUUCAGUCCUUGACACAGAGAACAGGUGUCACUGUGUACUUCCUCUCCCCUUUGGUGAAAAAAAUUGUCAGAAGUGGACAGACGAGAGGCCUUGCUCCCUCCUCCAUGUACAACGACUGGACCAAGGCAGCCUGUGUCAUCGACGACGAGUGUCGUCAGGAAAACUCGAUUUGUUUUAUGAACAGGUGCCGCUGUCGUCCAGGGUUCUUCUCGACACUCAACUACACGUGCUCUGCAAACUGUAGCCAAGCUGACCUGCACACCACCUUCAUGGACUACCCUGACAGCGGAAUAAGGGGACACAACAUCGUGGAGCGGGUUGGAGUCAGUUUGCAGACUUGCAGCAGCCUGUGUGUCCGCAACAGAGUUUGUCAGUCCUUUGACUUCAGAGUCACAGGAGGGCGCUGUCUGCUUCAUGAGGUCACCUCGCUCCAGGCUCAGUCCCAGUGGUAUCCCCAGACCAGUCGAGGUUGGACCCACUACCAGAGAACCUGCCUGCAGUUUCCCACCUUAUAUCCUGGACCUCAGUGGUACAACUCACCCUGCAGCAUCAACGUGGUUUGCCCUGAACCUAACAGUCAGUGUAUGUCCGGUAGAUGUUCGUGCAGGUCUCCCUUCAUUUUGUCCGGUACUGAUGGCACGUGUCGUGUUCCUGAGUCAUGCCGAGACUGGCAGACAACAGGAAUCAGGUCAGGUGUCUACUCCAUUCAACUGCCACAAAACAGUAGCCAAAAGAGAGUCUGGUGUGACAUGGACACUGGUGAUGGAGGCUGGCUGGUGUUCCAGCGACGAAAAGACGGUUCCGUUGACUUUUACAGGAACUGGACGCAAUAUGAAAACGGCUUUGGUGACAUCACCGGGGAGUUCUGGCUGGGGUUAUCGCACCUGUACUUGCUAACCAGAGGGAGACAACAGCGACUCCGUAUUGAGGUUGGAAGAAAGAUUGGAGGACGUCGCUAUGCUGAGUACUCGUCAUUCAGAGUUGAGGGUCCUGAGACAAACUACACACUGAACCUGUCUGGCUACUCGGGUAAUGCAGCUGACAGUUUCAUGCCACUGAACGGAGGGAUGUUUUCAACCUAUGAUCGUGACAACUCUAAGAGUGUCAAAAACUGUGCCGUAGAGUAUCGCGCCGGCUGGUGGUACAAGAAGGCUUGUUUCUUUAAUGCCUGUAACCUCAAUGGCCAGUACAACUGGACUUCCUACGGCAUCGUCUGGUAUUACUACUACUGGAGCUAUGACAGCUUGCACUUCAGCGAGAUGAAGCUGAGACCAGCCUAGCUUCGCCUAGUCUCCUGUGGUUCACUGUUUACACGGUCAGUCUACUGUACACCACUGAUGAGGCCAGCUCUGCAGAGUUUGUACUAUGUUAUAUUUCCACUGUGAGACAUAUUAACAAAAUGCCCUAAAGUCUGCUGCACUUGUGAGGUGGGACACUGUUCUCAUCAAUAAAUUGAAGGAUUAUGACUAAUUGAUCGGUAUUUCCAAAACACAAUUUUAAUUUCACGUUGUAAUGUUAGUUUACACGUUUGACUAAAUGUAAUUGCUUCCCUUUAUACUCACUAUUCCCUCCCUUUAUAUGUAAUUGUGUCUUUAAUGAUGAUAACGGUAAUUACAAUAUCACAUCUAUCUCACACAAUUGUGAAACAAUAACUAUUUUACUAUUUUGUUUCUCGAACUCUUGCGUAGAGACAACAGACACUCUAGUGUGAUGAUACGUCUCUCACUUUGUCUUACCUUGUCUAUGUCUCUCUGUCUAUAAAAAAUGUAUAUUUAUAAUAAUAUAUAUAAUAUAAUUUAUAAUGUAUAAAAAUUUUAUAGGUACGGUCGUGCUUCCGCAACAGUCACAAAGUGAAGUUUACAGAGUAUAAUUAUCAAACAUGUAUUGAUUAUUUUGCUGUAUAACUGUAUUACAUCUAUUGUCUAUUUUUCUUUCAAUUAUAUUUUGUUGUAACA